Molecule: messenger RNA, 896 nt
Organism: Corticium candelabrum
Lineage: Eukaryota; Metazoa; Porifera; Homoscleromorpha; Homosclerophorida; Plakinidae
Product: max dimerization protein 1-like
Exons: 5
Coding region: 74-610 (178 amino acids)
Biological process (GO): regulation of transcription by RNA polymerase II
Molecular function (GO): RNA polymerase II cis-regulatory region sequence-specific DNA binding; protein dimerization activity; DNA-binding transcription factor activity, RNA polymerase II-specific
Source: RefSeq, a predicted model, not a curated record
CAGCUGAAGAGGUUGCUUCCAUACCAGUAGAAUCUAGUAGCAGUCGACGGCCGCGAAUUUUGCGAGAUUGGAAAUGUCUCUGGCUUUGCUUCUCGAGGCCGUACGGGUCGUCGAGGAGAACAAGAACGGUUCGUUACCGCACGACGCGCGCGCCAAACGCAAAGAGAACAAGCGCAGCAACAGCUACAGGUCGACGCACAAUCAGCUGGAGAAGAACCGACGAGCUCAUCUCAAACACCUACUAGACCACUUGAGAGCGACGGUUCCGGCCAAGGGCGAGAUGAAGCAAACGACUCUGAACCUCCUGCAGUCGGCUCGCUGCUACAUCAAGCAACUCGAGACCGAGCAACGGAAGAUGGCACUCGAACGGGACCAAGUGUGUCAGAAAAAUCGUUUGCUCACGCAGAUGCUGCUCAACUUGGGUGGAAACGCGCCCAUUUCGAGUCCGAGAAAGCGUCUAGAAAUGAGAGGUUGUGGACAUCCUCCUUCGAAACUACUGAAACUCGAGUCUCAAGAAUCAGACAGCGACGUCGAUAUUGAGAACGACUCGGACGACUGCAGUAGCAUGGUGAGCACUGGCAGCGACGGGACGGCGGUAGACAGCAAGUAAAACGCUGCAGUGCGGUACCAGGGUCUAUACUAUAUAAUUAUGCCCUUCAUAAACAGCUUGUGGUAGGUGUUCCAACCGCAUAAAUUGUACAGUUUUAGUUCCACUAAGAUGCUAAGCAUCCUUAGGUCUUUCCCUUUUCACUCUUGAGGUUUGUAUAUGUACAGUGUGCUGUAUAUUGGCUUUUGGGAUUUCGCCAUGUGCUUGCGAACUCACAGAAAUCUACAUAGUUACGAUGAACUGUGUGUGUAGUGAUUAUUAAUUAAACAGGAAUCUGUCUUCAAACCGA